AUGGCCUCGGAUGAACAAGGACGUCAAAGCUUGGGUCCGGUCGUGUCUGAGCUGCCAGCGCAACAAGGUGCAGCGUCACAACAAGUCCCCACCAUGCACGUUCCCCAGUCCCGACGCACGGUUCAGCCAUGUUCAUCUGGAUGUCGUAGGCCAUCCAAUGGUUUCACCUACGUCCUUAUCUGUGUCGAUCGAUAUACUCGCUGGGCUGAAGCUAUUCCUUUGCCGAAUGUUGAGGCUGAAAUCAUCGUGAAGGCCUUCGUCAGUCGUUGGGUCGCCAUGUUCGGUGCCCCAUCCACGGUUACGACUGAUCGUGGUGCCCAAUUUGAGUCGGCACCCUUCCAAACACUACUCAAUUUCCUUGGCUGCACACGCAUUCGGACGACAGCCUUCCACCCAGCAGCCAACGGUAUGGUGGAACGUUUCCAUUAG
Molecule: messenger RNA, 429 nt
Organism: Spirometra erinaceieuropaei
Lineage: Eukaryota; Metazoa; Platyhelminthes; Cestoda; Diphyllobothriidea; Diphyllobothriidae
Source: the annotation of a GenBank genome assembly